AGUCUCUCCAUCAAGAAUCCAGCCAAUUUGCUCUCACAAAAGUCAGCACUGACCAAGCUGAUGCGGGUCUCAGCAUUCCUUUUGACCCUGCAAGUGUAGAGCUGAAAGGAGGUGCCUCCUUGUCCAAAGGGUUUUUUAUCAAGCCACAGAAGAAGAGUGUAUCUCUCCAGUCACUGGAAGCACUGAGAAGAGAAAGAGAAAUCAACAUGGAUCAUUCCUUCAUCCGACAACUCCGGAGCAAAAACAUCCAGCUGUACAUGGUCACUGAAAUCCUCGAAGCCUCAGAGGAGGCCGUCUACAAGGAAUCCACCAAGGCAGACGGGGGGUUCAUGGCCAAAUUUUAUGCUACAUUCUCUGCAAAGGGCACCAGAGAGAACAACCAAGGCAUAGUCAUACCUAAGGGCUGCACGCUGGCCUUCAGGACCAUCCCGCUAUGCAUUAGAGAUGGAAAAUGGAAUGUGCAUUAUUUCUUAACAGAAGACAUGCCAAAAAUCGUUUACCAAGGUCCUGUAGUACGACAAGAAGGAAACCAGACAUUUUAC
Lonchura striata (white-rumped munia) is the source of this 542-nucleotide messenger RNA. NCBI's taxonomy places the organism in Eukaryota, Metazoa, Chordata, Aves, Passeriformes, Estrildidae. The record is from RefSeq and is a predicted model, not a curated record.